UAUAAAUGGGGAAUGUUAUCUCCAGAAUCGAACUGUGUAUACUUUAAUAGUACGUUAUAUUUACUUAGAUUGCGCAUAAUAAAAAACCCUGAAAUACUCUGCCGGAUCGAAAAACAUAUACAUGUUUUGACGUCCACUGCAGAAAAAGAUGUGGUUGUUUUGUUUUGUUGCUAUCACUCUGAUAGUGGCACCAUCUGUGAAGCCCCAGCUGUUAUACGAAGAUGACAAUAUUCCAUUAAUGAAUAAUCCAGUCGAAAUGAGGAAAAUGCUUCUGUCACUUAUUAACACAUUUGAUCGAAAGAUUACUGAAAAUUUUACAAAAUUACUAGCUCGUGUGCAAAAUGAUUUUCAAUCCAAGCUUAGGAACCAGUCAGCUGAAUUGAUUUUCGUUCAGAAACUAAACAACGAAAACAAAACAUUUACGAACACAUUUGAUCGAAAAAAUUCUGAACAUUUUACAAGAUCGCUAGCUAAUGUCCAGAAUGACUUUCAAUCCAAGCUCAAUAAUCUAUCAGCGGAAUUGAUGUCAGUUCAGAACGAAAACAAAGAAAUCAAAAGUAAACUGCUCGAUCUGACCAAAAGACAAACAGACGCCCAAUUAAACAGAUAUUCAACUAAACCCACUGUGGAGGCAGAAAGAAAUAUCACUGAUAUUCAGACAGAUCUAGAUGCAAAAAUCAAAGAAGAAUUCGAAACACUGGAAUCUAGUAUCCAAGCAAAUCUUACAUUGAGACUCGAAGACAACAAUGCAUUAAUGGAGGAUAACAUGGAAAUAAAGAGAAUGAUAGGCUACUUGAACAAUACUCAGACCAAAUUAAAUUCUAAAGUAGAUGGAUUAGAGAAACUACUGAAAGAGAAAGAAAAGUUGAAUAAUAGAUUAGCUAUAAAUGAGUCAUCAUUAAACGAUUUAGAAAGAAAAACACAGGUUUUAAAUGAUACACUACAUGAUUUGCAGAAGGAAGGUUUUGUGAUGAAAACAAAAGUAUCUACAAUUGUUACAGACGUACAGAAAAAAGCAGAUAUUUUAGAGCAAAUGGGCUCUAAGGUCACUCAACAAAGCAUUAAAGUGAAUGAAACUUUACGAAGUAUUUAUGAAUUAAAAGAACAAGAAAAAAACAGGAUCAUUUAUUUUGCAAAUGUUACAUCAACUGCUGACAACAUGCGCAAUGAACUCUUCUUUCUUAAAACGAGUUUGGAUACACUAAAGAAUCAGACAAACUAUUUGAAUGUUGGCCUUACUCACGUCAACAGCUCAGUUAUAAAUGAUAGCCAACAAAUCGAAGAAAAUAAAAUGAAGAUUAACGGAUAUAUAUCGCAACUAAGUUAUCUUCAAAUGACUGUUAAAAGUCAGGAAACCAUGUUACAAAACUUGCAGAAUGCUGUUGAAAAUGUCGGAUCAGUUCCUAGUAGAUGUAACGAUUCGCAAAAGCCCAUUAGUUGUGAAAAAGGUGUAGCUAAGGUGACUCGUAUUAGCGUCAUUGCAGAUGGCAUUCGUCUUGUGAAUGGAAGCUCCUGGAACGAAGGUCGUGUAGAGGUGUAUGAAUCCGGAGGCUGGGGGUCAGUUUGUAGCUCUGAAUGGGACACCAUGGACGCCAGUGUUGUUUGUAAAGUAAUGGGAUUCAAAUACGGAGUGGUGAUUACAUCUGGACUUUUUGGUCUGGGAGGUGGUCCAGUCCAAAUGACAAAUGUAUCCUGUGAUGGGUCUGAGAGCAGUAUUUUUGGUUGUUUAUAUAAUCGUACUAAAGAAUGUCCAACAAACCAAACAGCCGGUGUUGUGUGCACCAAUGCUAACCCCCUCCGACUUGUGAAUGGACGAACCGAAGCCGAGGGUCGUGUUGAGAUAUACACAGAGAACUCCAGGGGACGCGGGGAAUGGAGGACGGUCAGCGACAGAAACUGGGGCAACAGUGAGGCGCAUGCUGUUUGUCAGAUUCUAGGAUUUCCUGGACAUCACACAAUUCCUAGAGCUGGAUAUCAUUUUGGACAGGGUACAGGGGAAAUUUGUUUGGAGGAUGUAAAAUGUAACGGAACAGAACUCAGUUUACUGGAUUGUCAUUAUCAAUGGAACUCUAACUGUAGCCACACCGGGGAUGCUGGAGUCAGCUGCUUAACGAUUCGUUUGAUGGACGGCUAUGAUGAGUCAGAAGGCCGAGUGGAAGUUCUAAUUGACAACCAAUGGGGCACAGUUUGUGAUGACAACUGGGGUCAAAACGAGGCUUCAGUCGUCUGUCGUAGUUUAGGAUUACCCAGUGCUAAUGCUGUGGCUAAACGCUCUGCAUAUUUUGGACAUGGUAACAGUGAAAUUAUACUCAACGGAUUAAACUGUUCAGGUGGAGAGAAUGACAUUCAAGAGUGUAGUCGAACACAGUCAGGAUUGGAAAAGUGUGGUCAUGAAAACGACGCAGGAGUUCGAUGUUUACAAAUUCGCUUAGUGAAUAAACCAGGAAAGAAAGUUUCUGGUCUGGUAGAAGUGUACAUUAAGAAUGAGUGGGGAAAGGUAUGUGGAGAUAAUUGGACCAACAAGGACUCUCAAGUCGUCUGUCGUCAUCUAGGGUAUCCAAGACAUACAGCAUAUCCUCUCCAGAAUAACUUCUUUGGACAAAACCCUGGGCGAAUUUGGAUUAAUAAUGUUCACUGUUUGGGAGGCGAGCAGACGCUACUUAAAUGUAAUCACAGUACUAAUUCAAGAGACAUUCAGUGCACUUCUAGGAGAGCUGCUGGAGUUAAUUGUGCGCCGUUGACACUAGUGGGCGGUCCAAGUGACAGAGAGGGCCGAGUUGAAGUUUACACUGACCAGCAAUGGGGCACUGUUUGUGACACACACUGGGGCGACCAGGAGGCCCGUGUCGUUUGUGAAAACCUCGGUUAUUUUGGUCAUCAUGCUAUUCCGCGACGAAAUUCAUUUUUUGGAGGCGGCAAUGGAUCUAUUUUAAUGGCGGAUGUUCAUUGUGAGGGAAACGUAAGCAGUUUGUUAGACUGCAGACAUCAGGUCGCCAUCACGACUAAUUGUAGCCAUAACAAUGACGCCGGAGUUAGCUGUUUACCUGUGCGGCUGGUAGGUGGACAGAACGAUCGUGAGGGGCGGGUAGAGGUGUACAUGAACCACGUCUGGGGCACGGUGUGUGACGAUGAUUGGGACCAUGACGAUGCCCAGGUUGUUUGCCAAAGUCUGGGGUUUCCAAACUUCACAGGGGUAGCACGUGUAGCUGCCUAUUUUGGACAAGGGAGCGGGCCAAUAUUGCUUGAUAAUGUAAGAUGCAACGGAAAUGAAGUGGACGUCCGCAAUUGUAGCUACACAUCGAAUGUCAACUGUGGCCAUAGUGAAGAUGCUGGAGUUAUCUGUGUACCGUUAAGGUUGGUGGAUGGAAAGAUUGGAAAAGAGGGACGAGUUGAGGUUUACAUGAACAACCAUUGGGGGACCGUGUGUAACAGUAACUGGGGACAGAACGAGGCUCAAGUCGUUUGUGAGAAUCUCGGCUAUGGAAGGUUGAACGCAGUACCUCGGCAAUCUGCGUUUUUUGGAGAAGGCACUGGUGACAUUGUCCUACAUAACGUACGCUGUUCUGGAAGGGAAACCGCUCUCAUUGAUUGCCAACACGAAGUUCUUGUCUCCACAAAUUGUAGUCAUGACAACGAUGCAGGAGUUAGCUGUCUCCCGAUCCGUUUAUUCGGAGGAAGAAAUGCUAUGGAGGGUAGGGUAGAAAUAUUUUUACAAAAUGAGUGGGGAACAAUUUGUGACACACUAUGGGAUAGUAAAGAUGGCAGUGUGGUAUGCAGGAGUUUGGGCUACAAAGGAUUUACAGGUGUACCUCGUUACAACUCGUUUUAUGGAAAGGGAAGUGGGCGAAUAUGGCUACAGAAUAGCAGUUGCAGUGGUGAUGAAACGAGCAUCCAAAACUGUAUCAAAUCAGGAAUAGGGGUUCAUCAAUGUAAUCAUUCCAAUGAUGCCAGUGUAAAAUGUAUUCCCAUUCGACUUGUAAAUGGGUCAAGCAUUGACGAAGGAAGAGUAGAGGUAUAUCAAGACAAUCAAUGGAGCACCAUAUGUGGUAAAAGUUGGAGUAAUAGUGAGGCUCAGGUUCUUUGUCAAAGUCUGGGGUUUGGCAGAGCGAUGAAUAUCAAUGCCAAAGCUUCUUUUGGAGAAGGAAAAGGGGAUAUAUUGAUACAAAAUGUUAACUGCAAAGGCACCGAGAGUAGCUUAUUGGACUGUGGAAAAGAUGACGUCAUCGUCCAAAACUGCAGUCAUCACUAUGAUAUAGGAGUAAAAUGUUCCUCUGUUCGUUUGGUUAAUGGUACACACGAGUGGGAGGGUCUUGUUGAGAUGUAUGAUGGUAGUACCUGGAAGGGGCUUAGUGCACAGAACUGGAACACCGCAGAAGCACGGGUUGCUUGCCGUAGUUUAGGAUUUGAUGGGUCCACAGUUGUUACUCAACCUUUCAAAAUGAAUCAAAGAAUAACUGUAAAGUUUCCCACAUAUUUCGAUUGUCGAGGACACGAGAGAAAUCUCUUCGAAUGUUCCCAUCAUAGAAUACCAGUAAACACAGGAUGGUAUUCUAACAAAGAGUGUACUCAAGCAGAAGUGAGGUGUAUUCCUGUGCGGCUUUCUGGGGGAUACAGCAGUGUAGUGGGACGUGUAGAAAUCUUUCUAAACAACGUUUGGGGUACAAUUUGUGAUGCAGGCUGGGGCUCCGUGGACUCACGUGUAGUUUGCCAUACUCUUUUUGGAGAUAAUUAUUAUGGAACCACAGUCAGUACAAGACAUCUUGUUCGGAGCGUUGGUGAUAUCCUGUUGGCAAAUGUAUCUUGUACGGGGUCAGAACGCAGUGUUUUGGAAUGCAAGCACAGUCUGAUGACAGAUCAAUGCAGUCACACCAAGGACGUGGCAGUAAAGUGCUUUCAAAAUAUACGUUUGAAUAAUGGCAUUGUUGAGGUUUAUAUGAAUUACCAAUGGGGCACGGUUUGCAGUUACGAUUGGGAUGAUUUGGAUGCAAAAGUUGUCUGCAGAAGUUUAGGGUUACGAAGCCAUUAUGCAAACGCACGGAGAACAAAUAGGUAUUACUAUAGCUCAAUGCCAAUUUUGUUACGCGAUGUGGAAUGUCGCGGCACGGAAUCGUCUCUUUUUGACUGUCCCAAAUACACCGCCUCUGGAUACUGUUAUGGAUCCAAAAUAGCAGCUGUUGAUUGUGAUUAAAUAUUGCCUUGGAUCACCUAUACAUAACACAACAUUCUCAUUUGAUUAAUUCAAAGUUCUGGUAAAAAAGCAUUAAGAAUAUGUAAAUACUUUACAUUUAUACGACAUUCAAAUACAAAAUUACAUGUAACCUUUCGAGUAUCUGAUUACCGUUGCAUUGUACUUGAAUUUGUGGCAAUUUAAAUUCUGUGUACUUUUAUUUCGACUUAUAAAUACUCAAUUAGGAAAAUAAAAUGUAAAACAAUGUU
Magallana angulata is the source of this 5436-nucleotide messenger RNA. RefSeq names its product deleted in malignant brain tumors 1 protein-like. The coding region runs from base 149 to 5188 and encodes 1679 amino acids. Gene Ontology annotation, molecular function: protein-lysine 6-oxidase activity. Gene Ontology annotation, biological process: peptidyl-lysine oxidation. The record is from RefSeq and is a predicted model, not a curated record. The transcript has 26 exons. NCBI's taxonomy places the organism in Eukaryota, Metazoa, Mollusca, Bivalvia, Ostreida, Ostreidae. Gene Ontology annotation, cellular component: membrane.